AUUUUCCGAGGAGGGGGCAAGCAGGUGUUGUAGAAGUUAACACUGGCCGGGAAGAGUGAGGCUGGCGGUCCACCGGUACCGGCUGAUCCCGCGUAAGUGAUCCACAACAAGUCUCCGUGCUAUGGAAGCAUAUAUAGGGUUGUACCAGCCGACAGUAUCGUAGUGCCUCUCCUCCUCUUCCCUAUCCCUUCCAUCACCAUCACCCUGUGUUGGCCCAGUAGCAGUCGAGUGUGGCAGGCCCAGGAAAGAUGGGCCGGAGGCUGGACUUGUCUGGCUUGACGGACGACGAGGCCGAACACGUCCUAAAAGUUGUCCAACGGGACAUGAAGCUAAGGAAGAAGGAGGAGGUUCGGCUCAGUGAGAUGAAGCAAGAGCUGGCGGAAGAAGGCAGCAGAUGCUCCAUCCUCUCCAAGCAGCACCGUUUCAACGAGCACUGCUGCAUCCGAUGCUGCGCGCCCUUCACUUUCCUGCUCAACCCCAAGCGCGAGUGCUUGGAUUGCCAGUACAACGUGUGCAAGGCUUGCUGUAUCUACAACAAGAAGGACAAAGCCUGGCUGUGCUCCGCGUGUCAGAAGGGCAGGAUAUUAAGGACGCAAUCCCUGGAAUGGUAUUACACCAAUGUGAAGAGACGCUUCAAAAGGUUCGGCAGCGCUAAGGUUUUGAAGACUUUAUAUCGGAAGCACAUUAUAGAGAGAGGAGCCCUAUCUGAUCUCCCAGAAAGCAGCAUCCAUGAGGGAAGUUUCGGAAAUGACAACGAUGGCAGUAUAUGUGGCAGUGACUCGGUCUUCUACAAACAGAGUGAAGGACACAGUAUGGCUGAGACACUCACAGUCGCCUUGCGCGUUGCUGAGGAAGCCAUAGAGGAAGCCAUUGCCAAGGCAGAGGAGUUCAGCGACAGUUUGGAGAAGCAGAAUGAGGCUCGAUAUCUGCGGGACCACAAAGAAGAACUCAUAGAGGAACUUGCCACAACCAUUGUACAAAAGAUCAUCCAGAGGCGGAAGCGCUCAGAGAUGCAGACAGAAUAUGACUUUGUCUGGCCUCAGUCUCAGUCCUUGAUUCAGACCAGUGAUCAAGCCUCACCUUCGCAACCUCAAACAUCUUCGCAAGGAUCUUCUGACCCCCUCAAGACGUCCUCUGCCCUCUCGCGCUCACGCUCAGCCUUCUCCCUCACCAGUGACGACUCGCCCGAAAAACCCCCACAGGACGAGGCGGGUGGCAGCCUUCAAGAGUACUCCUCUCUGAAGAGGGACGCCAAGGCCACGUCACUGCCCACCUGGAAGAGUGUCGACCGUCUGGACAACACCAGUGCAUCCUCAGUCCUCCAAAGCCCGGACGGUAACUGGAUCGCUCUCCACAGCUCUCAGCUGUCUCGUCCCAGCCUCCUCACCAAGAGGAAAAGCCUCGUGUUCAGCGUCUUGGAGAAGGAGUCCGGCGUCGUCUCGGCCUACGACGAGAUGGGUUCCGACUCUGAAGAGGACGAUCAAGGCAGCUGGGGCGCAGCGUUGCAACAGUUCCGCCGCAAGCUGUCCGAUGAGACCUAUUACACUGACUCGCAGCAUGACCCCGAGUGGACAUAUACGCAGCACCUGCCCGUGACCUCCCCUUCUUCGGGCCAGUACACGAACACAGAAACCCUCAAUUCGGACUCGGAGGCAUCAUCGGCACGAUCGUGUCCUCGGAAACCACCUCAAAACCUGCUGAGGAAGAAAGGACCAUCGGAUACUCACCUUCACCCGUACCACCAACCAAUGUUUCACCAACACCUUCACCAAAACCUCUCUCCAUAUCCACUUGUCUCAGGGGCAUUGGAUGUGAAUUUUAACCCCAAGGUGACUGGGGACAGCAGCGAGGCUGAAGAAAGGCAAAACGACCCAAUUAGAAGGUCACGGAGGCGCCGCAAAAGCAAGAGGGAUUCAUCAAACGAGAGCAGGUCUGGGAGCCAGAACUACUCACAGUCCAUUCAGGAGAGCAGUGGUUUUCUUCUCACUGACUUACUGAAGAGGAGCUUAAGUGAGGAUCAGCCUGUUUCUGACGCAGUGCCCAUGAGCACAGCAGCACCAGAUGCCUUCACAUCAGAUGUCAUCACACCGGAGUCGCAAGACUUGGAUAAAGUGGCACCGAAUUCAGUGGACCCACGCAGCCCUGUUUCACCCCAACCUACGGCUCCGGCGCCCCAUCACAACACGGAACCCGUUGGCACAGCGGACUUUCUGAAGGAAGAACUGCAGUCGAGGAUCAGUAAACUGGUCAGGAGCCGCACCAACAGCAGAGAGAGCAGUUCUUCUGUGGAGGAGUGGCCCUCUCACAAACAGACGGAGGGAGAAAGCGUCAGACCAAUUUCAAAAGACACGGAACGAAAGAAGCCUAAGUCGAGUGUGAGAUUAAGAGAGAACGCGAGUGAACCAGACGGUCAAGUGAAUGGCCAAGAGACGUCGAGUAGUGAGAGGUUGAUAAAAAGCCCGCCUCCGAGCGCGGAAGGCCGAGCGAAGGAGCGCAGGUCAGAGAAGCGAGUGGGGAGUUCAGAGGAAACGGCAGUUGAAAAAGAGCAAAAGCGAGGAGAGAGAAAGAAAAACAAGAGACAACACAGACGAGAUUUGGAGAAGGAGAUGUCAGAAUGGAAAAGCUGCUCCAGUGCAGCCAGCUCGCCUGCUGUUACGCCAUCUUCCCAGGAGGGGGUGCUGUCUGACAACCAGAAGUUCUCAGCGGCCUCACUUUGCAGCAUCACCACAGAGGUAUUGAAAGUUUUGAACGCCACCGAGGAGCUGAUCAGCGAGGCAGGAGGGGACGGCUGCACUCCUUCAGAGUCGCAGAGCGCGUCAACCAUCUCAAACAGCUCGGAGACACGUAAACUGGACCAGAGACUCACCAAAAUGGAGGAGAAUGUUUACCUAGCUGCUGGUGCUGUAUAUGGCCUCGAGGGGGCGCUGGGCGACCUGGAGCAGUGCGCCCGGAAUAUCAGUAGUGGGACCACGGACACAGAGUUGGCUUUCCUGGAGGACCAGGUGGCUACUGCUGCUGCUCAGGUCCAGCAAUCUGAGAUGCAGAUAUCCAACAUUGAGGCCAGGAUAUCGGCUCUUAAAACUGCAGGGUUAAAUGUGACUGUCUGCAAUCAUUUCUCCAAGUUCAAGCCAACAGCAAAGAUCAGAUGGAGUGAACGUCUUUUGGCCGUAGUGUCUAUCACGAAGAGCAGCACAAGUCUCUCAGGGCCACACACCAGAACCCUGUGGACAAGGGCACUCCUGCCCCUCCCUCACCACCCACUCAUCCAGUGCCUUGACCCAGCUCCACACCAAACAGGAGCCUCCACCUGCCCUGUUGCGGCCCACAAAGCACUCAGCCCUUUCACGCCAAUCGUAGGAUGUAUACAGCAAAGAUGAGUGGACAGUCUGUGUCUCUGCCUUAAAACUUCUCCAAAACAACCUGUGUACAUACAGUAUACACAACAUUCAUUCAUACCAUGAUUAGGAUGUACAAUGAAGACAUUUAUCUCCACUACAGGCUAUAAUGUGUUCCAACUGUUAUGACCCUUUUGAGAGUUUGUAAAUGAUAGUCCAAUUGCACAUGCACAGCUACCAGAUGGUAAUUCCCAUUUAAAGGAAUGAUUGUCAUGUGUUCAUUUCAGACUGCUGGGAAGAAGGAACGAAGUUGGAGUGAAGCCACCUUUUUACAUAGUUUUUUUAGAAUCCAUAUAAGAGGAAAAAGUCUACCAAAACCAUAACUACAACCCCUGGCAAAAAGUAUGGAAUCACCAGUCUCGGACGAGCACUCAUUCAGACAUUUUAUCAUUUAGAACAA
This is a messenger RNA of Corythoichthys intestinalis (scribbled pipefish), 3795 nucleotides long. RefSeq names its product myosin VIIA and Rab interacting protein b (gene myripb). The record is from RefSeq and is a predicted model, not a curated record. NCBI's taxonomy places the organism in Eukaryota, Metazoa, Chordata, Actinopteri, Syngnathiformes, Syngnathidae. Gene Ontology annotation, cellular component: cortical actin cytoskeleton. Gene Ontology annotation, molecular function: actin binding; small GTPase binding; myosin binding. Gene Ontology annotation, biological process: intracellular protein transport. Bases 249 to 3377 code for a protein of 1042 amino acids. The transcript has 16 exons.